Myxozyma melibiosi is the source of this 1010-nucleotide messenger RNA. RefSeq lists its product as uncharacterized. The coding region runs from base 67 to 999 and encodes 310 amino acids. Lineage: Eukaryota; Fungi; Ascomycota; Lipomycetes; Lipomycetales; Lipomycetaceae. Gene Ontology annotation, cellular component: nucleus; cytoplasm. Gene Ontology annotation, molecular function: RNA polymerase core enzyme binding; RNA polymerase II CTD heptapeptide repeat phosphatase activity. The record is from RefSeq and is a predicted model, not a curated record. The transcript has 3 exons.
CUUCCUCGUCCCAAAUAUCAUGGCCUUAAUCCACCUCAAUCUCGAUCACCACAGCUAUAAGCAGAUAUGACAGAGAACACAGCAGAGCCUUCCCCGCUGAUCCGAUUUUCAAACUCGGUUUUGCGCAGAUAUGUGGCGCCUGGGCUGUUGCCCGUCAGACAGGCAAACACAAUCGUGCUUCUUUUGACUGAGUUUAUGACUGAGACUGUUGAUCCCGAGUUUCUCAAAUAUGCUUCACGGUUUCUGACACCAGAAUACUAUGACGAUAUUGUAUCCGAGCGAAAUGUCUUGCACACUUGUGGAUACCCAAUAUGUCCACUAAAACCUACCAAGAAAGUCUUCGGCAAAGACUCCCCCCAAAUCGAAUACACAACCGAAUCCAAAGGCAUCUCUCCAACCUCCCCAUCCUCCUACCUGCGCAAAUACUGCACAAAGCGCCACUUCCAAGCCUCAAUGAUCUACCGCGCCCAACUGUCUUCCGAAGCAAUCUGGGCGCGGCCGGAUAUAGCCUAUCUUCGAAAUGGGGACGGAGAGUGGGAGAAAAGUAUAGCACUGCUCGAGGAGAUUUUAGAGGCAAAGGCGAAGAAGCGGGAUGAGGUCACAGACAGCGAGAUUGGAGAUGCAGUCAUGUCUCUGGAGCAACUGAGGCUACGAACAAAUACAAAAGACCAACAGAUAUCAGGAUCUAAUCCCGACAACGACGACGACGAUGAUGAUCAAAACCCACAGCAAAAGCCAGAGUCGAUGAGAGAAAAGAUAGAGAAGGCAAAGCAGGCGAGGAUCAAAGAUGCAACGAUAGAUCUAUCAGUUGCAGAACGGGACCCCAACGAGGCAAAAGCAUUCGCAAAGCCUCCUGAGAUUCCUGAAGUCCCUGCUUAUGAGGGUUAUGUUUUGGGAAGCGCUGCUACGAUUAAAGAACCAAGGUCUUACACUCUAUGGAAAGAGAAGAAGGAACAAGAAAAACUGGAGGAGGAACUUGAGAGAGGGGUAGAAGAUUAAUAAACUAGCUA